AAACCAAAUACACCAACAACUGCCACCAUCCCAUCGUAUCUUUUUUGCUCUACUUCUCAAUCGUUUACUUUAAACCAUUUCCGAGUUUGCUCGUGUACAAUUCUUACAAAGACAAUCUUUUUGUAACUAAGUAUAAAAACUUUGUUCAGAUGGCAUCUAACGGUACCGGAACAGGUUCUCCAUGCGGCGCAUGCAAGUUUCUGAGGAGAAAAUGCGUGAUUGAUUGCAUAUUUGCACCGUACUUCUCAUCGGAAGAAAGUCCUGCGAGAUUUGCGGCCAUUCACAAGGUGUUCGGAGCAAGUAACGUUUCUAAGAUCUUGCUCCACGUUCCCAUCCAAGACCGGCAUGAGGUUGUCGUCACUAUGGCUUACCAAGCUGAAGCUCGUCUCCAUGAUCCUGUCUAUGGUUGUGUCUCUCAUGUCUUCGCCCUCCAGCAACAGGUGGCUUUCUUACAAGCACAACUGAUGCAACUAAAAGCGAACCUCGCCCACCAGACAAUUUCCACGGUCGCCGGAGAUCUGAGCAAGAGAUCAGAAAUGAUGUGGCAGCAAACAAGUGGUUACACGAUACCGUACAUGCCAUACAGUCACGAAAACCCUAAUAAACCGGUGUCAGUACCGCUGAGCUCAAUCGAAUCGUUGGAAUACAGCCACACGAGUAGUGAAGUCACGACCAGCGUGCAAGAUAUUCAAACGGGUCGGUUUGGGUUUCAUCAGGACGGUUAUCCAAACAAGAAGAGAUCGUUGAGUUACUGUAAUAGCGAUCUCGGAGAGCUGCAAGCGUUGGCUAGGAUGAUGAGAAACUGAUAUAGUUAUGUCAUAUGUGCUUCUUUAAAAUUAUUCUUC
This is a messenger RNA of Camelina sativa (false flax), 845 nucleotides long. RefSeq names its product LOB domain-containing protein 16-like. Gene Ontology annotation, cellular component: nucleus. NCBI's taxonomy places the organism in Eukaryota, Viridiplantae, Streptophyta, Magnoliopsida, Brassicales, Brassicaceae. The record is from RefSeq and is a predicted model, not a curated record. Gene Ontology annotation, biological process: positive regulation of DNA-templated transcription; hormone-mediated signaling pathway.